ACCACCGGCAGCGGAGGGAAGAUGGCGCUCGAGGCACUGCGCUUGGGGCUGUUGCUCCUGCUCUGCUGGGACUCGGCAGCCUCUUUGAACUCUCAGUUUGCUCACCCUUCAGAAUACAGAACACCAAACUGCGAUCAGUAUAAAUUACCAGGAUGUCCCAGGGACUUUAACCCCGUGUGCGGAAGCGACAUGUCCACGUAUCCCAAUGAGUGUACUCUGUGCAUGAAAAUCAGGGAAGAUGGUCAUGAUAUUAAAAUAAUCCAAAGUGGACCAUGCUGAUGGAACAGUUCACGGAAGAGAAAUUGGAGAAACCACCUUUGACUGCACACUAAAUGAAUUUCAUCUUCCCUUUUUCUCUUUUCCUAUGUUACUUUGUGUGAAAUAUGUUAACCCACAUUUUCUGAGAUGAGGUGUGGAAGAGAGCCAUGGACUGUGACUAAUAAUUAAAACAAACAAACAAAAAUACUUGUUUCUUGGCUUUUGCCCCUUGAGUUAAGCUUAUUGCCCAGAUGACUUAGGUGCUGCUUUAUUUAGUUGGAAUAAAAUCAGCAUCGUAUUCAAUUA
Messenger RNA from Kogia breviceps (pygmy sperm whale), 564 nucleotides. RefSeq names its product serine peptidase inhibitor Kazal type 2 (gene SPINK2). The record is from RefSeq and is a predicted model, not a curated record. Gene Ontology annotation, molecular function: serine-type endopeptidase inhibitor activity; protein binding. NCBI's taxonomy places the organism in Eukaryota, Metazoa, Chordata, Mammalia, Artiodactyla, Physeteridae. Gene Ontology annotation, biological process: spermatid development; negative regulation of serine-type endopeptidase activity.